Andrographis paniculata is the source of this 1617-nucleotide messenger RNA. RefSeq names its product transcription factor BIM2-like. Gene Ontology annotation, molecular function: protein dimerization activity; DNA-binding transcription factor activity. Gene Ontology annotation, biological process: DNA-templated transcription. The transcript has 7 exons. The record is from RefSeq and is a predicted model, not a curated record. Bases 307 to 1296 code for a protein of 329 amino acids. NCBI's taxonomy places the organism in Eukaryota, Viridiplantae, Streptophyta, Magnoliopsida, Lamiales, Acanthaceae.
CCAAGCGUGACCAAGGCCGCAAAACGACAAAAACAUGGUGGCGCAAUGGGGAUGGGGAUGAGGAUGAGGAUGGCGAUUGGCGAGGCGAGGGAAGGCAAGGCGAGGCGAGGGUAGGAAGGAUCAAUUAACGAGGCUGUCAUCAUCCAUGCUUUGGCGCUGUUCGAUGUAACCAUCGCCGUAUACAGGCAAAUCAGCACGCAGCACUGUCAGAAAGUUCCAGCACUGAGGGCCGCCGGCGUUAGGGUUUAUCACAACUGGCAAGGGAUUUCGGAAUUGUGGGGAUAAUUCGGAUUCGGAGAACCGCAAAUGGUCAGAACUGUAAGAAGCCGUGCAGACGACGAAGAGACUCGCGAAAGUUCUUCUCCGAGUGAUUCAGCCGAGAGAAAGGGGGUCGAUCAGAAGGGGAACGCUUCGCGUUCGAAGCAUUCGGAGACGGAGCAGCGUAGAAGAAGCAAAAUCAACGAGAGAUUUCAGAUAUUGAGGGAUCUUAUACCUGAAAGAGAUCAGAAGAGAGAUAAAGCUUCAUUUCUGUUGGAGUUCAUCCUAAUGCAGGUUAUUCAGUACAUCCAGUAUUUGCAUGAGAAGUUGCAGAUGUACGAGGGCCCUUGUCAAGGUUGGAGUCCUGAGUCGACAAAGUCUCUUCCUUGGAGAAUCAAUUCUGGGCCAGGGGAAAGCUUUGUCGAUCAACCUCAACUUGACAGGGGUCUAGCAGGUAAUGAAGAUGGUAAUAUCAUCCAACCAACUCUUUUAAGCAACGUUCAGAACUCAGUUGAGUCCGACUUGGCGGAAGCUGCCUUCUACACUGCAACAGACAACACUUCACUUUUGACAAAAGGACUUCCUAUGAACAUGUCAUUGCAAGGAUCUAUAUAUGAGGGGUUGACAGCCCAUCCGCAUCCAGGAUCAUUUCAUGAUGCUGAUCAUUUAACGGUCCAUCAGUCCCAAUCUCACAUUUGGCCAGGGAGAUCCAGAGGAGACGAUUGUUCCAUUCCUAUUAACGCUGCAAAUGAGGAAUUACUGAAGACUCAGAGUGGAGAACCAAGCAUCUCGAAUACCUAUACUCAAGACAGGGUCUUGAAUUCUUUAACGAGUGCUCUGCAAUCAUCGGGAGUUGAUUUAUCUCAAGCCAUUAUUUCCGUCCAACUUGACGUAGGAGGAAAACGGGCAAGUACUGUAAGUUCAAAUACAGCAUUUGAUUUCAAGGAUGACUUGAAAGCCUCUAGCCUCAACUACAGAGCUCCUAUGAACGCCAGCUGGAACAAUGAUCGUCUUCUCAAAAGGUUCAAACCCGAUUGAUCCUAUUUUGUCAGUUCUCGACCAACCUGCUCUUUGGAUUCUGCUGUUCCCUUUCUGUUUUUACUCGAAAGGGAUUGAUUGACUCGAUUUUUUAGCGCCGUUCCAUCUGCUGUGGAUUUUGCUGAUCGUAAAACUAUCAUGGAUUUAUCGAUGAUCGCCGAGGAAGGUAAAGGUUACAGUGUUUGUGUUUUACAUAGGAAUUUAUUGAAUUGAAUUUUGUGUUGUAAUUAUACAAGCGAGAAAAUUAGUAUUAUUAGUAGAAGUUGAGAAACAAAUGGUUGUUUUGCUUUGCAGCAGUACACAUAUACACUGUACUCUCAA